GGUGAUGUUUUUUAAUUCAACAUGUCUGAAACUUAAGAAUGAGGCUAUGUCAGUAAGAUUCUCUAAGCACAGUGGCUAUCUUUUCCAAGGUCCUUCUGACUUAGACCUCCUUCCUUGACCUCAUGAUGUUUUUUCAUCGGGGUCACAGAAAAAGUUUUAGACUGGAGUCUUGCAGUUGGUCUCCCCCACCCUAAGUCCCCAAGGAGCCCAGUUGAAUCCAGUAUGAAAACUGUAUGAUUCACUGGUCAAACUUUAAAUAUGCCUGACAGAAAAACCUGAUCAUGUGACAGUAAUUCAGUUAAUCAGAUGUAUUCCAGUAAAGCUCCACCUCUGCCUGUACGAAGAUAUACACUGAGGACAGCACAUGUGAUUAUCAGAGCAGAGACUAGACAGACAGGGAGAUGGUCUGCCUGGACAUGGAUCAUCUGUUGGCACUGUUGCUUCUUCUGAUUUUUUCCUCAGGACUCCAGGCUGAAGGAAAACACACAUCAGCAGAAUUUGUCAGGUUGGUGGGAGGAGACAGUCACUGCGCAGGAACACUGGAGGUGAAAAUGGGAGACUGGAGAGCAGUAAGUGGCCCUCUCCUCACCCUAAAGGUAGCUGCAGACUCUGUCAGGCUGGUGCAUGGGACUAGUCUGUGCUCAGGCAGACUGGAAGUGAAGUCUAACCAGUCCAACCAGUCGUGGUCCUCAGUGUGUGAAGCUGACUUUGACCAGCAGGAUGGACCAGAGGUGGUCUGUAGGGAGCUUGGCUGUGAACCUCCUUCAGUCUUCCAGGGGGCCCUCUAUGGAGAAGUGGAGGCCCCAAUGUGGACCAAAGAGUUCCAGUGUGAAGGUCAUGAGUUUGCUCUCCUGGACUGUAGAAGGCCAGGCUCAGAUAGAAACACCUGCUCAGCUGGCAAAGCUGUUGGACUCACCUGCUCAGAGUCUGAUGCUGUCAGGUUGUUAGGAAGAGACAGUCGCUGUGCAGGAACACUGGAGGUGAAAUGUCAGGGAGACUGGAGACCAGUGGGUACCGGUUUCCGCAGCCGUGUUUUCACCCCGAAGGCAGUAGCUGUUGCUUGUGAAGAGAUGGACUGUGGCUCUGCUGUUUCUGUAGAAAAGAGAAAGUCCUCAGUAAGAUCUGUGUGGAGUAUCAUCUCUGACUAUGUUCUCUCUGGAUCUACUCUGAGGGAGUGUGCAACAUUAGAUCAAAGUUCCUCAAUCAUUUAUCUCACCUGCUCAGACCUGCUGCUUCAGCCCAACAUCUCUGUGUCCUCCUCCAUGGAUGGGGUCUCCGAGGCCCAGCAGCAGGGGGUUGAAGUGUCUAGGGGCUCCACCUUCACCAUCACCUGCUCCAUCCAGCCACAGUACCCAGGAGGCUCCUUCCAGCUCACCUUCACCUCCUCCAUCUCAUCACACAACUACACCCAGCCAGCUGUCAAUCACUCUGCCCACUUUCUGUUUCCUGCAGCAGAACCCGCCCACCAAGGAAGUUACAGCUGUGUUUAUCACGUCUAUGUUGUUGCUCAUAACUUCUCCUCUAAGAGCGGUCUGCUCUCUCUCACUGUCUCAGAUCCAACACUUUUUAUCGUCCGAGUGGUCAUCCUGCCACUGUCUCUGCUGUUGGUGAACACUGCCCUUUACUUCUACUGUAAGGCCAGCAGGGGGCAGGGUGCGGGCAGACAGGAGAAUAUUGAGCUGUAUUAUUAUAACCUGGAUGUUCGAAGAAGGGCCGACUGAAGGGGAAGGAG
Molecule: messenger RNA, 1732 nt
Organism: Epinephelus fuscoguttatus (brown-marbled grouper)
Lineage: Eukaryota; Metazoa; Chordata; Actinopteri; Perciformes; Serranidae
Product: scavenger receptor cysteine-rich type 1 protein M130-like
Exons: 8
Coding region: 402-1721 (439 amino acids)
Cellular component (GO): membrane
Source: RefSeq, a predicted model, not a curated record